Molecule: messenger RNA, 2292 nt
Organism: Ailuropoda melanoleuca (giant panda)
Lineage: Eukaryota; Metazoa; Chordata; Mammalia; Carnivora; Ursidae
Gene: C5AR2
Product: complement C5a receptor 2
Exons: 2
Coding region: 581-1594 (337 amino acids)
Biological process (GO): positive regulation of cytosolic calcium ion concentration; chemotaxis; inflammatory response
Cellular component (GO): plasma membrane
Molecular function (GO): G protein-coupled receptor activity; complement component C5a receptor activity
Source: RefSeq, a predicted model, not a curated record
CCGGCCCCCAACACACGGCGAAUGCUUGUGGUGAACGGGGCGCUGUGUUCAGCUCUCCACUCCGAUGCACUUACUGCAUGCUCGUGACGCGUCUAAGGUAGGAAGGGUAUUAUUCUCAUUUUACAGCCAGGAAGCUGAAGAACAGAGAGGUUAAGUGACUUGCCCAAGGCCACACAGCUGGUGAGGGUUUGAAUUUUUAAAGGCGGCACACCUUUUACUCUAGUGAUGAAUAUAAUAUGAAAGCAGCAUGCCAAACUCCAAACACACACACACACAAAGUGGCUGGGCCUCUUGGCAACUACUUGGCAGGGAGGAGGAGGCAAGUUGACUCCAACUUCCCCUCUGCUUUUCCUGUUGCGCCAAUGCCAGCUAGAGCUCUGGGUAGGGCCUGCUGGCCCACGAGAGCCAGCAGGGAGCCUCAGGGUCAGGCCACUCUGAUAUUAGGGGGGUGGUCCGCCAUCCCACCUGAGCCCUUCAGCUGUGCCACGUGCUUGAACACUCGUCAACUCCACAAGGCCUCCCCCAGACCGGUGAGGUAGGUUCACCUUGGUGACUCAUUUCUCAGGUGUCUGGGGCCUGGAUGGAGAACACUUCCCUCAGCUACGAGUAUGGGGAUUACGACCGGGUUCCCGAUUUCCCCGUGGACUGCGUGGACGGCACCUGCGUCUCCGCCGACCCGCUGCGCACUGCCCCGUUCCUGCUCUACGCCGCGGUCUUCCUGGUGGGCGUGCCUGGCAACGCCACGGUGGCCUGGGUGACCUGGAAAGAGGCCCGCCAGAGGGUCGGCGCCACCUGGUUCCUCCACUUGGCUGUGGCUGAUCUGCUCUGCUGCGCGUCUCUCCCCAUCCUGGCCGUGCCCAUCGCGCGCGGGGGCCACUGGCCGUACGGGGCGGCGGGCUGUCGGGCCCUGGCGUCGGUCAUCCUGCUGUCCAUGUACGCCAGUGUGCUCCUGCUGGCCGCUCUGGGCGCGGACCUCUGCCUGCUGGCCCUCAGGCCCAGCUGGGGGGCAGGCGCGGGGCGGGCGCGCAGGGUGUGGGUAGCCUGUGGGGUCGCCUGGGCCGCGGCCUUGCUGCUCACCGUGCCCUCGGCCGCCUACCGCCGGCUGCACCAGGAGCAUUUCCCUCGCCGGCUGGAGUGUGUGGUGGACUACGGCGACUCCGCGGUGGCAGAGAACACGGUGACUGCCACCCGCUUUAUUUUUGGCUUCCUGGGGCCGCUGGUGGUGGUGGCCGGCUGCCACGGCGCCCUUCUGUGCCAUGCGGCUCGGCACCGCUGGCCACUGGGUAUGGCUGUCGUGGUGGGUUUCUUUGUCUGCUGGGCCCCCUACCACCUGUUGGGGUUGGUAAUCACCGCGGCUGCGCCGCGCUCCAUGCUCCUGGCCCGGGCCCUGCGGGCUGAACCUCUGGUCAACGGCCUCGCUCUGGCUCACAGCUGCCUCAAUCCGGUGCUCUUCUUGUAUUUCGGGAGGACUCACCUGCGCAGGUCACUGCCAGCCGCCUGUCGCCGGGCCCUGAAUGAGUCCCAGAGCAAGGAUGACAAUGCGGUCAGCAAGAAAUCCACCAGCCAUGAUCUAGUCUCAGAGGUGGGGGUGUAGGCUAGAAGGAAACUGGUUUGUGUGCAUCCAUCCCAUUUCGCCAGGCUGGCUUCAGGCAUAGCUGGAUCCAGCAGCUCAAUGAUAUCAUUUCUUUCUUUAUUCUUUCAACAAACAUUCAUUAAGCACCUGCCAUGUGUAAGGCCCUAUUAUAGGCCCUGGGGAAGUAGCGGUGACCCAAACAGACACAAAUCCCUGCCCUCAGGGAGCUGACAUUCUAUUGGAGGAAGACAGGCAAUAAGCAAAGGAAAGGGGAUAUGGAAUAUAUCAAGUGGUGGCAAGUGCUAACCUAAAGGCGACAAAGAGGACUGAGUGGGGCAGGGAUAUAGGUAAGCUAGGCAAGGCCCAUUGGCUAAGGUGAUAUUUGAGCCAAGACCUGAGGAAGGGAGGGAGGAGUCAUGCUAAAAUCUGGCAGAAAAGCAUGUCAAGCACAGGGAACAGCAAGUGCAAAGGCCCUGAGGCACAAUAUGCUUGGCAUAUUUCAGGAAGAGUGAAGAGGCCAAUGUAGGUGAAGCAGAGGGAGCAAGAGGGAAAGUGGGUUGAGACAAAGGGCGAGAGGUAGUGCGGGGCUGGAUUUGAAAGCCUUCCAGGCCAUAGCAAGUGUUUGGAGAUCCAUGGCAGUGUUCUGAGCUACUGUUAUCAGAUAUAUACAACAGAUAUAUACAACAGCAAAUUAAAUUUGAAUUUCGGAUAAACAACAA